Messenger RNA from Henningerozyma blattae CBS 6284, 2568 nucleotides. It is a transcript of the gene CDC53, whose product is annotated as cullin CDC53. Gene Ontology annotation, biological process: SCF-dependent proteasomal ubiquitin-dependent protein catabolic process; protein ubiquitination. Gene Ontology annotation, cellular component: SCF ubiquitin ligase complex. NCBI's taxonomy places the organism in Eukaryota, Fungi, Ascomycota, Saccharomycetes, Saccharomycetales, Saccharomycetaceae. The coding region runs from base 1 to 2568 and encodes 855 amino acids. Gene Ontology annotation, molecular function: ubiquitin protein ligase binding. The transcript has a single exon. The record is from RefSeq and is a predicted model, not a curated record.
AUGUCUGAAAUUUUACCACGUUCUGAUGAUUUGGAUGCCACUUGGUCGUUUAUCGAACCAGGUAUUAGACAAAUUUUAGGUGCGGAUGAUUCAAGUUCAUUUUCUACUAAAAGAGUUAGUAAGAUUCUUUCUCCAACAAUGUAUAUGGAAGUUUACACUGCCAUUUAUAAUUAUUGUGUGAAUAAAUCAAGAUCUUCCGGCCAAUUGCAUCAUAAUAGUAAUAAUCAUACUCAUGGAAUGGAUAGUUCCACCAUUAAACAAUCUACAAACCAAUCUUCAAUUUUGGUUGGUAGUGAAAUUUAUUGUAAAUUAAAUGAAUAUUUAAAAAGUUAUAUUACAAGUUUUAAAAAAAAUAAAGAUGAAUCAUUUUUACAAUUCUAUGUUAGAAGAUGGAAAAGAUUUACCAUUGGUGCCAUUUUUUUGAAUCAUGCCUUUGAUUAUAUGAAUAGAUAUUGGGUCCAAAAGGAAAGAAGUGAUGGUAAAAGAGAUAUUUUUGAUGUUAAUACCCUAUGUUUAAUGACAUGGAAAAAAGUUUUAUUUGAUCAAAAUUAUGAAUUAUUAGUUAAAGAAAUUUUAGAACAAAUAACAAUUGAAAGAGAUGGUGGGAUUAUUAAAAAAAAUAAUAUUACAACUGCAAUUAAGUCCUUUGUAGCUCUUGGUAUAGAUCCUCAGGAUUUGAAAAAGUUAAAUUUAAACGUUUACAUUCAAAAUUUUGAAAAAUCUUUCCUAUCAAACACAAGAGAUUAUUAUACUCAAUAUUCAAAUGAUUACUUAUCAAAUCAUUCCGUUACUGAAUAUAUCUUCCAAGCUCAUGAAAUUAUAUUAAAAGAAGAAGGUGCUAUGUCAAUGUAUUGGGAUGAUCAUACAAGAAAACCUUUAUCUGAAACAUUAAAUAGUGUAUUAAUUGUCGACCACGCACCAAGUUUACAAGAUGAAUUUUUAGUCUUAUUAGAUUCAAGAGAUCAAGCAAAGAUAACUGCAUUGUAUAAUUUGAUGCAAAGAGAUUUUGUUCUAUUACCUGAAUUAGCCAGUAAAUUUGAAACAUAUGUUAAAAAAGCUGGUGAAAAUGAAAUAUCUGAAUUAUUAUCCAUUCACAAAGCUGAACUUUUAAAGACAAUGAAUGAUCAUUCAAAUCCAAAUAUUAAAAAACAACAACAAAAUAAUAAUAAUCAUUCAAUUAAUCAAUCAUUAGCACCAAAGGAUUAUAUUAAAAAAUUAAUUAAAGUUCAUGAUACUUUUUUCAAUAUUACAAAUAAUUGUUUUUUAAAUGAUCCACUUUUCACAAAGGCCUUAGAUAAUGCAUGUAGAGCCUUUGUUAAUUCUAAUGAAUUUGCAUUACCACAAGGCUCCCCUAGAUCUGCUACUUCAAAGACUCCUGAAAUGUUGGCCAAAUAUUGUGAUCAAUUAUUGAAAAAAUCUACCAAACCAGAAAUCUUGGAAGAUAUGAGUGUUGAUGAUGUUAUGAUGAUUUUCAAGUUUUUAACUGAUAAAGAUGCAUUUGAAUCCCAUUAUCGUAGAUUAUUUGCCAAGAGAUUGAUUCAUGGUACUUCUACUAGUGAUACCAAUGAAGAAAUGAUUAUUCAAAGAUUACAAAAUGAAAAUAGUAUGGAAUACACGGGUAAAAUCACCAAGAUGUUCCAAGAUGUUAGAAUAUCCAAGAUUUUGGAAGAAGAUUUCGAUAAAGCUGUGAAGGGCUUACCAGAUUAUACAAGAAAUAAAUUCCCAUCCACACAACCAUUUAUAUUGGCAGAAACUAUGUGGCCAUUUUCAUAUCAAAAAGUGGAUUUCAUAUUACCAAAGGAAAUUCAACCAUCGCAUAAGAAAUUAGCAGAAAUGUAUCAAGAUAAGCAUAGUGGUAGAAUUUUGAAAUGGCUAUGGCCAUUAUGUCGUGCAGAAUUGAAAGCGGAUAUCGGUAAGCCUGGCCGUCCACCAUUCCAUUUCACUGUAACAUUAUUCCAAAUGUCUAUAUUAUUAUUAUUUAAUGAUAAUGAUAGAGUCACAUUAUCUCAAAUCCAUGAAGGUACUGGUUUAACAGUACAGAACAUUGCUGCUGCAUUGGUACCAUUUAUAAAAUUCAAAUUAAUCAUCCAAAAUCCACCAGGUUUAGAAAAUAUUAUUAAGCCAGAAACUCAAUUUGCCAUUGCACGUCCAUAUAAAGCUUUAAAGACUAAAAUCAAUUUUGCUGGCGGUAUUAAAAACGAUGUUUUAAGUAUAUUAGAUCGUAAGAAUGCACAAAACCUCAAUAAUUCAAACAAUAAUAAUAAUAACGAUAAUAAUAACACUGGUAAUAAUAUGAAUUCCACAGAUGAUAAAGAUUUAACAGAAAAUGAAAAAAUUGAAAAAGAAUUGGCCACAGAAAGACAAAUGUUCCUUGAAGCAUGUAUAGUAAGAAUCAUGAAAGCCAAGAGGCAAUUACCACAUACAACGUUGGUCAAUGAAUGUAUGGCUCAAGCUCAUCAACGGUUUGUAGCAAAGAUUUCUAUGAUCAAAAGAGCUAUCGAUAGUUUAAUUCAAAAAGAAUAUUUAGAAAGAUGUAAUGAUGGUGAAUCAUAUAGAUAUUUAGCAUAA